Messenger RNA from Acaulospora morrowiae, 417 nucleotides. The record is from the annotation of a GenBank genome assembly. NCBI's taxonomy places the organism in Eukaryota, Fungi, Glomeromycota, Glomeromycetes, Diversisporales, Acaulosporaceae.
UCAUAAAUCGACGAAGUAAUUACAUAAAGGAAAAAAUGGAAUCGUCGAAUACUACCUCACCAAUUAAAACUUCCACCACAAACGUAAUAACAUUGUCAAAUAUAGCGAGUAUUGGCUGGCGCAAGUAUACGUACACUUGUCCCUCCGACAAACUCCGCUCUUUUAUUACUUCCGCUCCUUCAGUUUCUUCCUUCAUAGACACUUCCAAUUUUUCAAUAGUAAACGAUCCUAUUGUGACUAAUUACAUAGCCUUACUUGACCAAGGCAUCCCAUGUACAUGGCAAUAUAAUGAUGAAUCGAAAAAGAACUUUGAAAUUUUCACUGAAAAUAACACAAUUCAAAGAGAGUUAUGGGUUUUCUGGCUUGGUAUACAAGGAGAUUUUCCUUCUAAUUUAAAUAAUUUGCAUCAAUUAGAAG